UGUUACAUGUCUGUGGUGCUGCAGCGGCGCCGUCAGUGAAGGUGAACUCGGCUCCUCUCUGCCUCUCUCUGCCCGUCUGUGGAGGCUUGCGUGCCCGCUCUUCUUCUCCCGCUGCUCUGCCCCGGUCUCCUCCGCCCUUACCUGAGCCAUGUCCGUAUUCGGUGAGGUCCCGCAGGCGCCGCCCGUCGCCGUCUUCAAGCUGACCGCUGACUUCAGGGAGGACAGCCACCCACAGAAGGUGAACCUGGGAGUUGGAGCUUACCGUACCGAUGACUGCCAGCCGUGGGUUCUGCCCGUGGUGAAGAAGGUGGAGCGUCUGAUCGUUGAGGACGGCAGCUUGAACCACGAGUACCUUCCCAUCCUCGGCCUGCCCGAGUUCCGCUCUGCCGCCUCAAAGGUCGCUCUGGGAGAUGACAACGCCGCCAUCCAGGAAGGCCGGGUCGGAGCGGUCCAGUGUCUUGGCGGCACCGGUGCUUUAAGGAUUGGGGCAGACUUCCUGCGGCGGUGGUACAAUGGCGUCAACAACACGGCAACACCUGUCUAUGUCUCUGCACCCACCUGGGAGAACCACAACGGUGUGUUCACUGACGCGGGCUUCAAGGAAAUCCGUCCGUACCACUACUGGGAUGCAGCAAAGCGGGGUUUGGACCUCGCGGGGCUCCUGGAUGACCUGGAGAAAGCUCCAGAGCACUCCGUCUUCGUCCUCCACGCCUGUGCACACAACCCCACCGGCACAGACCCCACCCAGGAGGAGUGGAAGACCAUCGCAGAGAUCAUGAAGAGGAGGAAGCUGUUUGCUUUCUUCGACUCGGCUUAUCAGGGUUUUGCUUCUGGAGACUUGGACAAGGACGCCUGGGCCAUCCGCUUCUUCGUCUCCGAGGGCUUCGAGCUCUUCAUCGCUCAGUCAUUCUCCAAGAACUUUGGCCUUUACAACGAGAGGGUGGGGAAUCUGACCGUGGUUGCCAAAGACGGCGAGAGCCUGACGCGCACCCUGUCCCAGAUGGAGAAGAUCGUUAGAACCACCUGGUCCAACCCCCCUUCUCAAGGAGCACGCGUGGUCAGCAGGACGCUCAACAGCCCGGAGCUGUUUGCAGAAUGGAAGGGAAACGUGAAGACGAUGGCGGACCGAGUGCUGCUGAUGAGGUCUCAGCUGAGGAGCAAGCUGGAGGCUCUGGGCACCCCGGGGACCUGGGACCACAUCACUCAGCAGAUCGGCAUGUUCAGCUUCACCGGCCUGAACCCCAAACAGGUGGAGUACCUGAUCAAAGAGAAGCACGUCUACCUGAUGGCCAGCGGGCGCAUCAACAUGUGCGGCCUGACCACCAAGAACAUCGACUACAUCGCUCAGUCCAUUCACGAGGCCGUCACAAAAGUCCAGUAAAGUCUGUGCACUUCCUGUCUGCGGCAGAACCUUUUCCGUUCCUGUCUUUCUGUUCUGCCUCCUGAUUGGUUAAACUGCAGAUUAAUCAGUCGGGGGGCAGAUGUUUCUGCUUUCAUGUAAAGGAAAAAAUCCUUUAGGGAGGUGCAAUAGUCCUUUAGAAACCGUCUCCGGCAGCGGAGCGCCACACGCUGACGUCAGCAGAAACCUGCAUUUCCUGUUCUCCUCAGAUCCCACGUUCUCACUGAUGACAUUUUGCUGCACAGCAGGCUGACGGACAGGAGUUUAAAGAUCUCUUCACAAUAAGAGCACAGAUCAAAUGGAGCAGGAGACUUCCUGCCGAGUUCUGAACUCUGCUUUAGCCGACAAAUCAGGAAAAAAAAAAUCCUUUUACCCACAAUCUUUGGAGUUUUUUCAAAAAGUUACAGAUUUUAGUUUCAUUAUUUACAGUUUGUGUAGAUUCUCAAUAUAGUUCUUCAAGUUUCAGUCAUAGUGUCCUUUAUUUUCCCACAUUAACAGUAAAUUCAGCUUUAUAUUUGUGCACAUAAACCCAGAGUGUAAAGUGAGGCUUAAAGUUAAACAAAGCCAAAGCAAACAUCAUAACAGAGAGAAAAUAUUAUUAUUAUUUUAGUAAAUGAAACGUUCUGAUCUAUUUUUAAUCAAUUUUAAUUUAAUUUUUAUCUAAAAUGUUUUAUUGGUCAUCAAUCAAAGCGAAUGACUUCUGGAUCUGUUAAAGUGACCUUUUCGUUGUUUUGUGAUUUAACGUGGGCAGUUCUGAAACCGGCACGGUCUGUGAUGAACAGAACUUUUCCCUCCUUAGUCUGUUACACAUCCUCCAUCUUCCUUGUGAACUCCACACAAACCUGCUGAAUGUUCACGUCUUCCUGAUCCUCAUCAAACUGAUCCUGAUCAAACUUGAAAGGAUAUUUCAUGUUUUCCUGCUGACCUCUAGUGGAGACGGAAUUACCUGCAGGCGCAGGUGAACCUGGGAUUAACAUUUGGGGAUUUCAAAUCUAACUAAUCUCAGACUAUGUGACCUAAACAGACCUUCAGUUUAAUAAACUGUCACUAAGGUAACUAGUCUGACAGAAAAAUGUCUGCUUCUAUGUAGAAAAGCAAAAACAAACGGUAUUUAGAUCAAACACAAUCUGUAAACUCAACAGAAGAUGAAGACCUUAUAGAGGUAAAUCAUCGUUCCAGGUCAAAAGCACGUUUGUGUUGAAGUGAAGGACUGGAGGGUGUGAUGGUUGAAGAAACUGCCUCCUGUCUGUAGUCUGCCAGCCUCCAUUGUUGUGCCAUCACUGAACAAACUUCUUCCUGUUCCGUGGUUCCUCCCCGCCUGCAGUGUCCUUGUGUUCCACUCAGUGCAAAGUGGGUCGGUCAGGCGUCAGAACCUGGACCCGCCCACUGCAAUGAAGUACUGCUGUUUGUUUGUGCCCUAAUAAAUUAUCAACCACAUCAGA
Oryzias latipes (Japanese medaka) is the source of this 2841-nucleotide messenger RNA. Its product is annotated as aspartate aminotransferase, cytoplasmic-like. Gene Ontology annotation, molecular function: L-aspartate:2-oxoglutarate transaminase activity; pyridoxal phosphate binding. Lineage: Eukaryota; Metazoa; Chordata; Actinopteri; Beloniformes; Adrianichthyidae. Gene Ontology annotation, biological process: L-aspartate biosynthetic process. Gene Ontology annotation, cellular component: cytosol. The record is from RefSeq and is a predicted model, not a curated record.